This is a messenger RNA of Acaulospora morrowiae, 639 nucleotides long. NCBI's taxonomy places the organism in Eukaryota, Fungi, Glomeromycota, Glomeromycetes, Diversisporales, Acaulosporaceae. The record is from the annotation of a GenBank genome assembly.
AUGGCUGAAAAUACAGCGGGCGAACCAACUGUCCCGGAGAAAGCUAAUGAAGAGCAGGAGGAGGCACCUCCUUCACCUACAUUUGAACCUGUUAUCAAAUUAAACGAAGUUGAUGUUAAGACUCUCGAAGAAGACGAAGAUGUUUUAUUUAAAAUCUAUUCACUUGCUUUUAACCCCCUGUUAGGGCGGAUUGGUAAUGAGUUGCAACUUCCAAACACCUUCACAUUGCGCGCCAAGCUAUUUCGAUUCGAUAAACCUCUGAAGGAAUGGAAAGAACGCGGUACUGGCGAUGUACGUUUCCUCCAACAUAAGGAAACAAAGAAGAUUCGUUUAGUGAUGCGAUGGGAUAGAACCCACAAAGUUUGUGCGAAUCAUUACAUUACCGCGGACAUGAAACUUUCUCCCAAUGUUGGAUCAGAUCGCUCAUGGGUAUGGAACGUUGCCGCGGAUAUUUCUGAUGGUGAACCUAAAGCAGAGACCCUAGCUAUCAGAUUUGCAAAUAGUGAAAAUGCAAAAAAGUUCGAGGAAAAGUUUUAUGAAGUACAGAAGAUGAAUAUCGAGCUUUCGAAGACAACAGAUGGUGAAAAUUCAGAAGAAACAAAAGAGGAAAAAAAUGAGGAACAAAAACAGGACGAAUAA